Molecule: messenger RNA, 1200 nt
Organism: Brassica rapa (field mustard)
Lineage: Eukaryota; Viridiplantae; Streptophyta; Magnoliopsida; Brassicales; Brassicaceae
Source: RefSeq, a predicted model, not a curated record
AUGGUGAUAAGGAAAAAGCUUCCACUACGUCGAAGAGAACCUGAACCUCAACCUGUUGCCGAAGGUGAUGAAAUAUGGUCGGCUGUAUUUAUAGACUAUGACGGAGAUGAGUGUGAACCUGUACCCGGUGAUGAUUGUGAGGCUAUUGUUGAUGAUCCUGCUGAUGAGAUCGAAGAAUAUGAGAAUGAGGUUUCAGAAGAAGAAGGAUGUGGCGUACAAACUGAAGAAGAAGCUUGUGAAGUUUUCUCAUCCCACUUUGGAGAUGUCGCAAGUAAUGAUGGAGACGAAAACAAUGACAGUGGAGAUGAUGAUUGCUGGAAUGAGGAUAAUACGCCUGAUCCUGUAUCAUCUGAUGAUGAGGAAGAAGAUACGCGAAGGGAAGCUUGUGAGGAUGCAGCAUCAGCCGAUGAGGUCUUAGCAUUGGGGAAGACGUUUUCGUCUGCAUCAGAGUUCAAGCAAGCUCUUCUUAGGUAUUCUCUGAAAACAAGAUAUGAUAUCAAGCUAUACAUAUCAACACAAAUGAAGCUUGGCGCUGUUUGUUCUGACACUGAGUAUGAUUGUCCUUGGAGAGUGUAUUGUUCAUAUGAGAAGAGGAAACAUAAACUGCAGAUAAAGGUUUAUGUUAAUGAACACGCUUGUAUACGUUCUGGUUACUCGAAGAUGUUGAAGCCUUCAUCAAUUGCGCAGCUGUUUGCGGAAAGGUUGAGGGUGAAUCCUAAGCUUACAGCUAAGGAAAUUGGUGAAGAUAUCAAGAGAACAUACAACUUGAUUGUUACUGAAGACCAAUGUCAAAAAGCUAAGACUAAAGUCACAAGAGAAAGAAGAGCAAGCCAUGAAAAACACUUUUCUCGAAUCUGGGAUUAUGAAGCAGAGCUUCAAAAGACUAAUCCGGGAACCAUAACUGAGAUAGCGACCAUUCCUGGGCAAACACCAAGAAGCAAGCAAAGGUUUGAUCGUAUCUACAUUUGUUUUGAAGCACAACGUGCAGCUUGGAAGUCGACUUGUAGACCGAUCAUAGGACUAGAUGGUGCAUUUCUAAAAUGGGAUGUGAAAGGCCAAUUGAUUGCUGCUGUGGGAAGAGAUGGAGAUAACAGAAUUGUGCCGAUUGCGUGGGCAGUUGUAGAGAUUGAAAAUGAUAUUAGUUGGGCAUGGUUUGUGAAUCACCUAAAAGUGGAUUUACAACUCGGUGAUGGGAAAUGA